AAUUUGAUAAUGAAGAAUUUGAUCCUAAUCAAAUUUCAAUUUAUCAAGCAACAAGUAUUGCUGAAAGUACUGGUGUAACAGAAGCAUUUGAAAAUUUAUUAGUUAGAUCUGCAUCAAGUAUGAGUACAGGAUCUAAUAUUAAGAGAAAAAAAACAAAAAUUGAAGUUAGUAAAGAAAUAGUUAUAGUAAAAAAAGAAAAACAGAA
Molecule: messenger RNA, 205 nt
Organism: Cetraspora pellucida
Lineage: Eukaryota; Fungi; Glomeromycota; Glomeromycetes; Diversisporales; Gigasporaceae
Source: the annotation of a GenBank genome assembly